Ostertagia ostertagi is the source of this 327-nucleotide messenger RNA. NCBI's taxonomy places the organism in Eukaryota, Metazoa, Nematoda, Chromadorea, Rhabditida, Trichostrongylidae. The record is from the annotation of a GenBank genome assembly.
CCUCGUUUCACAGCUGCACAGCUGGACACAAUACCUCCACAGCAUGUUCCUGAAGGAGUGACCGUACUCAAGUUCGAGUCACCACUGCAUUUUGCUAACGUCACGUUGUUCACAGAUAAGAUCUCUGAGCUGAUAACAUCGGUCAAAGAAGAUUCUCUGUUGAAUGGACGGGCGAUCGUUGUGGAUUGCACGGCAAUGGCAUACGUGGACAGUAUGGGUCUGGACGCACUUAGAGAGGUAUACAACGACGCGAAAGAAGAGCGAUGUGGCCUUGCAGUUUUGUGGAUUGAAUGGUGGGAUCUCUUAACAAUAAGUAUUUCUAUCUGA